Messenger RNA from Cydia pomonella (codling moth), 703 nucleotides. RefSeq names its product intraflagellar transport protein 22 homolog. The record is from RefSeq and is a predicted model, not a curated record. Gene Ontology annotation, molecular function: GTPase activity. Bases 157 to 702 code for a protein of 181 amino acids. Lineage: Eukaryota; Metazoa; Arthropoda; Insecta; Lepidoptera; Tortricidae. Gene Ontology annotation, biological process: intracellular protein transport. Gene Ontology annotation, cellular component: endomembrane system. The transcript is spliced from 4 exons.
CAAUUAAUAGUGCUUACCACAACAAAACGACAUUGUCAGUUGUUUGUGGUUUACCAACAAUAAUAAGCACUUGCUUUAUAAUUAGUAAUUAUAUAUAUUAGGUAUUUUUAGAUACACUAGAUACUUCUGUGCCUACAAUUCGAGUACAAGAAUAAAAUGCACCUAAACAAAAUAAAAAUUCUACUUAUAGGACCAUCCGGCAGUGGCAAGACUUCAAUAGCUAAUUUCAUAUCCGAAUCAAUGAAUAUUGAAGAAGCAGGUCCACCAAAGCCAACUCAAGGUGUUCGUAUUGUGGAGUUUGAACUGUCAAACAUUAAUGUCAAUGACAAGGUUUAUAACAAUGACAUAGAAUUGUGGGACUGCAGUGGAGAUCACAGAUUUGAAUCAUGCUGGCCGGCACUUCGUGUGGGGGUACAAGGAGUCAUACUGAUAUGUUCGCCCAGUACUGCAAACGCUGCUACCAGAGAAAUGGAACUUCUGUACAACUACUUCGUUUCGCAGCCUAAGCUCACCACAAAACAAUGCGUCCUGUUUUAUAAUUGUACAGAUGAACAAGAUGACUUGGAAUCUUUAAACCUUUCUCCCACUUUCUCGAAGGUAUCACAAGUCGCAAUAAACCUGAAGACUGGAGGUAAUCGUUUAAAAAUAGAUUUUUCAAACUUUGUCGUCUCGAUUUUACAAUCAAUAAACAGAUCUAAUUAGA